AAUAACAGCCUACUUCCAUUUCCUUCUCCACUUUAAAUGUUGUUGAUAGUGUAACGAGGUUGUUUUGGGCAUUUAACGCGACUAAACUGUUCUUUGUGCCUAUUACUCUUCAGACAUGUAUGUCCGACCACAUCUCGUCGUGUUUCUGUGGUGUGCGAUGUUAACUGAAGGACUGGCAGAAGGCAGGCGCCUGCGCACGAGACGCGGCGUCUGUAAGAACGGGACUUACCAGUACGAGGGAAGAAGUUGCUGCCUUUGUCAGACAGGUCAUCGGUUCUUAAGUCACUGCACAGAUAAAAAUGACACAAAAUGUGAGUGGUGUGAGCAUGGCACCUAUAUAGAUCACCCGAACAAUGAUGACAAAUGCCAGCCUUGUAAAAUCUGUGAUUCCAAUGCAAACAUGGACAAAAUGCUGAACUGUUCGUCAUCUUCCAACACUGUCUGCAGGUGCAAAGACAAUUAUUACUGUGACAAGGGUGACCUGUGCAAGGCCUGUUAUCCCUGUGACACGUGUGAGAAACAUGGAGUGAAAGAAAAAUGUACAGAAACCACCAACACUGUGUGCCAUGAUGCCAAAGAGCCCGUACAUCUGCAAGUGGUCAUUGUAGCUGUUUUGGUGUCACUCAUACUUGUGGCUGGUGUUGGUGUGGUGGUCUUUUGGCUAUGUAGAAAAUGCAAGUAUCAUUUUAAGGGCAGACCGAUCGAACCAGCAGUACACCUGACAGAUUUAGACCUGGACUCUUACCUACUAGAUAUUGUUGAAGUUCUGGACUGGAAAACAGUGAAACGUGUUGCCAGGCGCAGCGGCAUGAGAAAUACGGAAAUUGAGGAACAUGAGCUUAACAACAAAAACGAUGUGAAAGAACAGAAAUACACACUUCUGCAGGCUUGGUCCCAGAGACAAGGUUUACGUGGAGCCUACCCAGCUCUCAUCAAAACUCUGCAUGAAAUGAAGCAACGAACAACAGCAGAUGAGAUCCAGACAAUUGUUGAGAAAGGACAGACGGAACGAGGUUUUAAGUGCUAUAAUCAGGUCCCCGGUCCUUCAUGA
This is a messenger RNA of Sinocyclocheilus anshuiensis, 1051 nucleotides long. RefSeq names its product tumor necrosis factor receptor superfamily member 6-like. Gene Ontology annotation, cellular component: CD95 death-inducing signaling complex; membrane raft; external side of plasma membrane. NCBI's taxonomy places the organism in Eukaryota, Metazoa, Chordata, Actinopteri, Cypriniformes, Cyprinidae. Gene Ontology annotation, molecular function: protein binding; tumor necrosis factor receptor activity. Bases 116 to 1051 code for a protein of 311 amino acids. Gene Ontology annotation, biological process: necroptotic signaling pathway; regulation of stress-activated MAPK cascade; negative regulation of apoptotic process. The record is from RefSeq and is a predicted model, not a curated record. The transcript has 10 exons.